AUGAAUUAUCUAUUAAGUUUUAUUGUUAUACAUGCUACUUUUGCCAAAGUUCAUCUGAAUCUUCAUCACACAGAUCAGGUAGGUGAAAAUGAAGAAAAAAAUGCUUUAGAAUAUGACUGUUUGCGUGUUCCUGCUUCUGUUAAAAAUGCAAAAAUUACUCGUGAGAUUAUAUCUUAUUGUAUCACUGAAUUAUUAUCAGAAUUCCAUCUAACUGGCAAUGAUCUUUUUCCAAAAUUUACCUUUCUUGAAUUAUCAAAACAGAAUAUAACUAGUCAACAGUUAUACAAUUGGUCAGCAUCAAUUGAUCUUGUUGAACGUUAUCAAUUCUACUUAAAUCAAUUAUCAACAACAUCAAAUGAGAAAUCUUUGGAAACACAAAUUUUUUAUAAUUGUACAUUACCAAGAUUUGGUUCAAUGUGUCAAUAUGAAUUUAUUGAUUAUCAUGAUAAUUAUUCAUCAUUAUAUGAUAUAAUUGAUGAUUAUUAUCGUAAUCAUCCAUACGAUUCAACAAAUUUAACCUGUUAUACUCAUUUACAAUGUAAUCGUGGUCCUGCACCAACAUGUUUAACUUGGAGUGAAAUUUGUGAUGGCCAAAUAGAUUGUCUUGAUGGCGAAUUUGAUGAAGAAAAUUGUUGGCAACUUGAAAUCAAUCAAUGUAAUGAUGAUGAAUACCAAUGCUCUUGUGGACAAUGCAUACCAAAAGAAUUUUUACGGGAUGAUUUCCAAAGUCCGGAUUGUUUAGAUGGUACUGAUGAUCACUCGGUGUUGAAUUCUCUAAUGCAAAAAUGUAGCAUCAAUCAACCGUCAUUUGAAUGUGAAGAAAGAACUUGUAGAAAAAUGUUUGUCACAAAUUCCUGUCAGCCAGAACGUGAAGAACAAUUACUAAGAUUAAUCUAUUCAAUGAAUAACAAUUCCAUAUCCGAACAAUGUUCAUCGGCUUUAAAAUGUCUCUUCGAAAUAGCUAAUCCAAAUAAAACACUUUAUAUUCCCAUUUCGAUGAAAGAAAGAUGUGUAGAAAUCAUUAACAACACAUGUCCAGAUAUGUUUUACAUACCAAAUAGCCCACUUCUCUUUGGUCAUAUCUACGUUGCACAUAGAAAAAAUGAAACAAUAGAUUUGCUCAAAGAAAAUAAGUUAUGGUAUUAUCUAUGUUAUAAUCAUUCUUACUAUGAUCAAUAUUUUAUUAAUGAAAUACCAAUAAUAUUCGAAGGUCGUACUUGUUAUGGAUAUUACUCAUUGUUUUGGCAAUUCGAGAAUAUACCAAGAUCACCAUAUAUUCAAGUUUUAGAGAACAAAUUUUUUAACUUGAAGAAAUACAUGACUAUUUCUAAAUAUAAUACCUUACUUUGUAAUAGUACAAGCACUUAUCACUGUAUUCGUUCCUCAAAAUGUAUAUCGAUUAAACGUAUUUUGGAUGGUACAUAUGAUUGUCUUGAAGAUGAUGAUGAAAAUAUUACUCAUAUAAAUAGCACUGGCUUAAUUAAACUUUUAAAGAAUCAUUUUAAAUGUGAAAUAUCUAACAAAUAUAUUCAUCUAAUGAGUGUUCAAAAUCAAAUAUGUGAUUGUUCUGUUAAGGAAUUUUUUUGGUGUGAAGAUGAAUUUGAUUCAUCAUAUUAUGCUCGAAUGAAUGUUACAUUUCAAACAAUCUGUGAUAGAUAUGUUGAACUUUUUCCAAUAACUAUCGGCAAUAGAAAUGAAACUGAUGAAACAGAAUGUCAACAAUGGCCAUGUAAUAAUAUUUACACUCAUUGUGAUGGUAUAUGGAAUUGCCCAAAAGGUGAGGAUGAAAUCGGUUGUUACUAUCUUCCUUCAUUGAAUUGUUCUUUAAAUCAUCAUUUAUGUGUUACACCUCAUACAAAUCAACUUAUGUGUUUACCUAUUGCAAAGGUUCAUGAUAACGUCAUUGAUUGUCUUGGUGCUACUGAUGAGAAAAUAUUAUGCACAGAUUACAAUUUCGGACGUCAGGAUGGCUUUUUUUGUGAUAAUAAUUAUAAUCCAUGCAUUGGUUCUAGUCACCUAUGUGAUGGAUUUGAACAAUGUAUGCAUGGAGAAGAUGAACAAUUUUGUUUGAAGAAUCAAUCCAAUACAAGUGAAUUUGUUGAUAGUAGGUGCUAUAUUGAAAAUUCAUCACUUCUUUCUGAUGUAGAGAGAUUUCUAUGUCAUGAAACCAAAUCAACUGUAAAGUUACAAAGGAAAUACUUUGCAUUAGAUGAUGCUAGUAAAUAUGCUGAUGAAAAAACGAAGAUUAUGGCAAAACUUGAUUUUUCAACUUCAUUUAUUACGAAAAUGCUUUAUCAACAUGUUUCAGAAUGCUAUCGUGGUUUUCGUUUACGCCUUUGGUUAAACAAGGAAGAAAAUUCAACAAAAAAUGUAUGUCUAUGUCCACCUAGUUAUUAUGGUGAUCAAUGCCAAUAUGAAAAUCAACGAAUAAGUCUAACUAUUCAAUUUCAAGCAUUUUCUGAUUCAUUAUCAACAUUAUUUGCAAUUAUUAUUUCACUUAUUGAUGAUAGUGACGAAAGAAUUAUUCAUUCUUAUGAACAAUUAACAUAUUUAUCAAUAAGAGAUUGUAAAAUUAAAUAUAAUAUUUAUCUACUCUACUCAACCAGACCAAAAAAUUCAACAAAAAAUUAUUCAAUACAUGUUGAUAUUUAUGAAAAAGAUUCAUUGAAUUAUCGUGGAAGUUUAUUAUAUCCAGUAAAAUUUUUAUUUUUACCAGUUCAACGUCUAGCAGUUAUCGGUAUUAUUCCAGGAAAAUAUGAAACCAUUCGAACGUGUUCUUAUUCUUUAUGUGUACAUGGUAAAUGCAUUAUAUAUUCGAAUAGUCGAGGAAAUGAUAGUUUUUGUCAAUGUUAUCGAGGAUGGUAUGGACGAUAUUGUACUAUUCUACAUACGUCUAUAUGUUCAUCUGAUUCAAUAUGUAUUGGUGUAUCAACUUACAAUCGAUCUAUAUGUGCUUGUCCUAUAAAUAAAUUUGGUUAUCGAUGUCUUCUUACGAAUACAAUUUGUCAAAUAAACAAUAAUUUAACUUGUAUAAAUGGUGGUCAAUGUAUUGCCAAUGAUGAAUACAUGGUAGCAAGUAAAACAUUUUAUUGUAUUUGCCCAAAUGGUUACAGAGGAGAUCGAUGUGAAAUAGCUGAUAAUGAAAUUAUUUUCGAAUUUGAAAAAAAUAUUGUUUUAUCUCAAUCAAUAUUUAUUCAUUUUAUUGAAGUUAUAAAUGAUGCUACACCAAUUAGAACGACUACACUUCGAACAAUUUCUUUUACACAAAAAUCAUUUACAAUUUUUUGGUCCCGACCAUUUCAUCUUAUUUUUAUAGAACUUCAAAAUAAAAUUUAUUACUUAGCAUUUAUAGAAAAAAAUUACAAUCAAUCAUCAAAAAUUGUUACAAUGGUAAAAUUAUCAAAUCUUUGUCCAAAUAUAAAUGAAUUAUUCAAUCAUACAUUUGUUCGAAUGCAUAUUAUUCGUCGUAUAAAAUAUUAUCAUUUACCAUGUCAAAAAUAUUCAACAAAAUUGAAUUGUUUUCAUGAUGAUCUUCAUCUAUGUUUAUGUUAUGAUUAUGGACAUGAACGUUUAGCUAAUUGUUUCAAUUUCGAUCAUAACAUGAAAUUUGAUUGUUCUGGUCGAAGUACUUGUCAAAAUAAUGGUCAAUGUUUUCAAGACAGUCUAAAAUGUCCACAACGAUCUACAUGUAUUUGUCCACAAUGUUUUCAUGGAACACUAUGUCAAUUUCGUUCAAGUGGAUUUGGUGUAUCACUUGAUGCUAUAUUAGGUUAUCAUAUUCAACAAAAUGUUCGUAUCAUCAAUCAACCAAAUAUUGUUAAAUACAGUUUAAUAUUUGCUAUUAUUUUUAUGAUCGUAGGAUUCAUGGAUGGAAUUAUAUCUAUAUUAACAUUUAAUAAUAAGAUUAUAUGUGAAGUUGGGUGUGGUUUAUAUCUAUUAGGUUCGUCAAUAACAACUUUAAUUAUAAUAAUUCUAUUUGGUUUAAAAUACUUCAUACUUAUUCUUACACAAAUAGAGACAAUACAAAAUCGAUUAUUUUUACAAAUUCAGUGUUUAUUCCUUGAUUUUCUUUUACGAGCUUCUCUUAAUAUGGAUCAAUGGUUAAAUGCAUGCGUCAGUAUUGAACGAGUAAUUACAAUUGUUCAAGGUGUCAAUUUCAAAAACACAAUUAGCAGAAGAAUAGCUAAAAUAGUUAUAGUUAUUCUUGGAAUCAUAAUCAUUGGCGCAUCUGCCUAUGAUCCUUUUUAUCGACGUUUAAUUGAUGAAUAA
Rotaria sp. Silwood2 is the source of this 4269-nucleotide messenger RNA. The record is from the annotation of a GenBank genome assembly. Lineage: Eukaryota; Metazoa; Rotifera; Eurotatoria; Philodinida; Philodinidae.